Molecule: messenger RNA, 6130 nt
Organism: Seminavis robusta
Lineage: Eukaryota; Bacillariophyta; Bacillariophyceae; Naviculales; Naviculaceae
Source: the annotation of a GenBank genome assembly
CGGAGAGAAAGCUCUUGGAGGUGCUUGCAGCGACAAGAACCUGAGUAUCAUCUAUGUUUUGCUUCACUCUCGUGUCGGCGAGCUGGGGCGGCUUGCAUGAUCCGCUUUGUGGGGAAAAUCUAUUGUAGUCCCGCCUGUAAAAAAGCAAGCGUGUGGGCCUGGUUCAGGAUGGCGACGUUCCCGUUGGCAGGUGCGUUCUUAGUGUAGAGCACGAUAAUUCUGUUGAUAUUAGCUAUUAGCAUACGACAUUAGGUAAAAGAAAGAGAGAGAACGUCGAUGUCGGGUCGCUAGCUGAUCCACUAUCCCGAACAAGCCCGUAAACCAGCCGAGAGGCACAAGAUCCCUGCCCAUCUCGCAACUCCAGCGCCAACGUCCUGUGCCGUCCGUCCAGUCCAGGCGGUAGAAAAACAGAAACUGCACAAAACUCCGAAAAAAAACCCAACGGUGCCUUCGCCUCGUCAAGGACUUGAAAGGCAAACCUUUCUACGUCAAGUAGGUUGAUUCGAUGCGUUCGAUCAGAUGCGUGUCCCUGCCAAAUUAUUGGAAAAUGGCACCGAAGAUCAUCAUCUCUUCCUCGUCUUUGUUGUUGUAAGUGCAAUGUUUUCAUAAGCUUUGGAAAUGUUGAUUGUAUGGGCAUUGUCAUCGUGAUGUACCUUUUUGGGGUCACCAAUUUUGAACUUGCUAAUUCUGGCGCCAGAUGCCUCCAUCUCUUGAAUCAGCCUCGAGGCAAAUGAGCUGUGGGAAUGAAUUAGCUGGUUGCACUGCCGAGACAGUUGGAAGAUGGACAAUAGGACAACCACUUCAUGAACCGGAUUUCUAGAUGGAAAUUGAUUCUCAAAACCUCCUUCGGAAGCCCGGAAACGAGGUCGAUCCACAUACAUCCAGUUGUACUGAGGAAAUUCAUGCUUUGCUUCCACAAUUGCAUUUGAGUCAUCUGUCAUGAGAAAUAUGUUGUGUUGCACAUUGAAUUCUGGUUUUAAGUAAUCCUUCAUGGGAAAAUAUUGUCUCUUGUUGUGCAGGUGUAGGACAACAUCCGACCGGCGGACAUGAAUUGCGGUGCAUGGUUGCUGGAUGUUUUGUUUUGUACGAAACUCAUAGACCUUUCUGCGGAGCCAAGUCUGUCGGCGCGUGGCAUAUUCAUAGUACCACUGGUAGUCCUUCCUAUCAUAAAAGGCACCCUCCCGCAGGGGUUUUGGAUCGCCCACUUCUUGAGCAGGACAGCUGGAUAUAGGAAGAAAGUAACAGAACAUGUUGCUUUUACCACAGGCCGGUGGCAUGCCCUUGAAAUUUUCAUGGUCCGGUUUGGCACCGUAAGGAUCAGCAUAGUGCCAAGGUGUAUUCAUCAUUUGUACAGGUUUGUUGUUCAAAACAGCAUGCUUGAAGCCAUCAAUGACAUUCAUGAAAUCGGCAUUCCAACCAGAACUCCACACUCGUUUGGUCAACAUUUGGCUACAAUCGCCAUGAAAAUUGAUAUUGUAGAGCUUGACAAGUAGUUCUCGCUUUUCGACAUUUUGAAUUUUUUGGAAGCAGUAGUGGGUCUCAUUCUCCAUUCCCAUUUCCCACUCUGGUUUGUGUGUCCACCAUUCAUCGGCACUCUGUGACCAUGGGAGACAGAAUUCGUCGCCGGUUGGUUCUGGGAAUGUGGAGCCUGAUGACUUGGUGGUGGUGGUUGCCACGGAAGGAACAGUGGCACUGCGAGCGGCCGUAAAGGAACUCAUUGAGAGUUGAGAUUGUUGUUGCGAGACCGACGUCGCUGCCUUGGAGAUGACUCGUUCAAAUGUUCCCAUGGUCGCGACCGUGACACCCACAAAUAGCCAAAAGACUCGUUCCGAGUUUUGCAAGAAGGGGCUUGGCGCCACUUCCCGUUGCCUCACGAUUUUGCUCCCCUUUACCAUGUUCGAUCGCUUUUAUUGUGGGCUUUGGGACUUGCUGUUUGUGGUCCGCUCUCUAGCUAGAUAACCUCCGUGUAUGCAUUGAUGCGUUGAGAUCUUGGUUGGAUCGCUUGGAGCUGCAGCUGUACCGGUAGAAGGACACUGGCAUGUACCGGUCAUCGUGCCAGUUCCCAGUCACGGUUGAAGUAAAACAGAAGAGCUGUGAAAGCUGCGUUCAGGCCUCCCCACUCACGUCAUGCUUCCGUCAUCAAUCAAACCACCAUGCUACGGUAUGCAACAAACCAAAUGGGCCAUGGCUGCAUGAUCAGUCCUCGAAGAUACCGGUACUCUCUGAUCGCUUGUUGUUGCCCCUGGUGUAUGGAUCGAGAUCGACAUGAUAGAGUGGCCAGGAGACGAUACUAUUGUUGCUGAAGCAUCAUGAUUCGAGCUUCCCGUUCCGCGGCACUGAUGAGAGCGAGGGCUCAUGGCUUGUUUCUUCGGUCAGCAGCUGCAACCGUCCCUUGCGACCUCGAUGGAGGAGAGCGCCGAUGGAUGGGUUCCUUUCACGGCAUCAAGAAGGAUCCAUGGUACAAGGAAUCCCUCCGCAAUGCAGUCUCGGAUCUUCGACAAGAACUCAAUCUUGAGGAACAUCCGCAGUCGCCCCCAGUGCCAAUUUCUCCCGAAGAACCAAGUAAUGUGAUGACGGAAGAUCUAGAAGCGAUGGGAGCUGUGGAUGGGGAAACACCCUCGAAUACGCUCCAAACAAUCCAAGAGCUCGCCAGCCGUCAAGACAAUUGGGCUUUUGUGGACGAUGUGACAAGAAUCUUUACGUUGCUCGAUCAACUUGUCCAGCAAAGGCAGGAGGAGAUGAGUGAACAUUCUCGCCAACGUGCUCUGGAUACGGAGCUCUUGCAUCAAAUCAUUGCCAAAUGGAAAGCCUGUUGGAAAAAGGACAGGUUGUCCGAGGAAGAAAUAGAGAUCUUGCUGAAGCCUUGGGAUCUUCUGGACAAGCUGGAUGACUACCAAAAAUCCCUCUCCUCUGAUUAUGUUUUGGUUAGUGCACCAGACACUACAAUCUACAACAACAUUUUGUCAGUGGCGAGUGAAUGGAAGGGCAGCGAGGCGGAGGAUCAUCAUAUUGCGCUAUUUGUUCAGUCUGUGGUAGAUCAAAUGAAGAUUCAACAACAGGCACUUCCCGACACGCGAACACACAAUCUGCUCAUCAAAUCCUGGGCCAGAGCGGGGAACCUCCAAAAAGUAUUGGACUUGUUUCCUGCGUUGACAAUAGAAGGGGAGACAGACGUGAAUGUCCAUGGCGAUACGCUGCAAGCAAUCACUACAGCAUUCCAAAAUCAGACGGAAAUGUUAUCAGGUUUGGAAAAAUAUUUGGCUACUAGUUCCAUCCCGAGCAAUGGUGGUGAACAAGUAGGAAGAAGAGUCCAUGACAACAAUAAUGUUGCGCAGACGAUCCAGCAGUGGAUGGAAGUACCCAAAGGAGUCGACAAAUGCUUUCGAUACUUGGAUCGUUGUGUCUUAUCCGACAGUGGUCCUUCCAUGGCAUAUUUGCCAAAGGAAGUCUUUUUUGAGCUCUUGAUGGAAUGGAAAAAGUACUGGAUUCGAAAAUCCACAUAUUUGACACCUCGGAGCAUUGUCGACAAGGUGCUUCUCUACCACGAUCGUCCCAAUAAUGGCUGGCGAGCCGAUACACGGAUCUUCAACUUUUUGAUUGCGGCACUGAGGAUCAGUGAUGAGAAAGAUUUGCCGCGAGCACUUGAUUGGGGCAAACAUUUGUUGGAUCGCAUGACGGGCAAAGCGGAUGAUGACGGACCAUUGCCGGAUUCCAAUACUUACAAGGCUUUGAUUCAACUGCAAACCAAGGCUGGUGAUAUGCAAGGAGCACUGGACCUCGUCGUCUCGUUGCGAGACCAAAACGACAACAUGGCUGGGGAGCCCAAAAUUGAACUUUCUCCCGAGAGUUUCGAUGCCUUGUUGGAUGCCUGCAUCCAAUUGGAGGGCGACAAUCGGAAUUUGGGAAAUCUGGCCGAAGGCAUCCUGGAGCUCAUGAGACAGCUCGGGGACGCGGGAAGGCUGUCAGCCGAGGCAACCGAACCGCGUGCCAAGAGAAGGUUGUCUGGGAAGGCUGUUCGGUGCUGGGAAAAGUCAGGGCACCCAAACGCUGCAGAAAGGAUCCAAGCUAUUUUGGCUGACCUUGGUGGAGAAGACACCUGCACUGGAAGCGAUAACGCUGAUGCUUGCAUUGAUGUCACUGAGAUGGAUACUAGUGCCAUGAAGCAUGCUCUCAUCCAGGCGCUUGCAAAGGCAGGAAAAGCCAGAGAAGCACAAGAGCACCUGCAAGAUAUCUGCGAUGCUUAUGAAAUGGGUCAGCAUGAACUGGAGCCAAACACCGCAACGUUCAAUGCAGUUUUAAAUGCGUGGGCACAAAAGGGGGCUGCCAGAGAGGCCGAGGCGGUUAUGAACAAGAUGACCCAGUGCUGUCGCUCUGGAGUAUACAAGCAAGUUCAGCCAAAUGCGUUUUCUUUCAACUGCACCAUUCACGCGUGGGCCAAGUCAAAUCAUCCAAAGUCCAGCGAACGUGCUCUUGAGUUGCUUCAGGAAAUGGAACGACAAUCAUCCCAAGAACCAGACAGCUUCUCACUGCGGCCAACAGCUAGGACCUACACAAGCGUGAUCAACGCACUAGCCAAGAAUGGAAAGGCACAAAUGGCGGAGGAGAUGUUGCUGAAGAUGCAUCGUGCUGCGGACAAGGGGAAUUCUCUCUUGAUGCCCAAUUGGUUGACAUACAAUGCAGUAAUCGAUGCUUGGGCGAGAUCAAAAAUGGACAAUUCUGGAGCCAAAGCCGAAAGACUGCUAGCCUGCAUGUAUGAGUUUCAUCGCGAAGGGUUCAAAGAUAUCUUGCCGGAUGUUGUGACCUACAAUAGCGUACUCUUCGCCUGGGGAAACUCCAAAAGUCCCCGGGCAGGUUUGGAGGCCGACAGACUAGUUGGAGAGAUGCUGGAAGCACACAAAACUGACAAUCAUACAGAGCAGCUCAAGCCGGACGGUGGGACUUAUUGCUACGUGAUCUAUGCUUGGUCCAAAUCUGGCAACAUGAAGAGGGCCGAGGAUCGUCUGAAGUCUCAAUGCGACAACUUCCUUCGGGGUGACAUCAACAUAGCACCCGAUAUUCGCUCUUUGAACUUUAUUCUGGAUGCAUGGGCAGAAUCAGGGUUGGAGGAUGCUGGAGACAAUGCUGCGCGCCUUUUGAAGGAAUUCUCCCAACAGUCCAAAUCCGGUCCAAUCGGAAUGAUGCAACCCAACGCGAUCAGCUACGCCGCUGUGAUCAAGGCGCACAGUCGGUCGAACAGCCCUGAGAGUGGUAAGAAAGCAGAAGACACACUGGGCGAGAUGCUUCAAGUCGGCUUGCGCCCCAACAUUCAAUGCUACGGCAGUGUCAUGCAUGCCCACUCGCGACAAGGAAACUUUUCCCGCGUAGAAACCCUUCUGAAUGAAAUGACGGACGAGUGUACAAAAGGUCAAGUCAAAAGCGAGCUUCCGACAACACGAGCGAUCGAACCAGAUACCCAAUGCUUCAACAUGCUGUUGAUGGCGUAUUGUAACUCAAGAGAUAGCGAUGCUGGACCCAAAGCCGACGCACUUUUGAAGCGAAUGGAAAAUUUUCACCAGCAGGGCACCUUGUCUCGUGCCAAGCCAGACCGCUUUUCGAUUCAAGCAGCAAUUUGGUGUUGGAGGCAAUGCAGCAAUGAACACCCCAGUGCCAACGAACGGAUAGCCAGCUUGACGAAAAGGCUGCAAUCGUUCAAAGGUGACAAAGCCAGAGGAAAGCGUCGAGUUUGAUGCUGCGACAGAUACGUACUGAAGCAACAAAUUUCAAGUUCUCUCUGAGAAGGGCAUGCCGCGAUAGAGGCCGAGUGUCCCACAACGCGUCACCUCUGUUGAUAGACCAACAGCAGUUAGCAAAGAAUUCGGCUCCCGCCGAGCAUAUGUGACGGUGACGGCGAAUGAGGUUCUUCGCCACAUGUUGAUGAAUACUCCACGUUGGAACGAGACCCCUGGCCAAAAGCCUUUCCAGUUUCUAGCUAUUAAUAGUGUCAAGUAGAGUUUCGUCAUUGAAAGGAACUCAAAAAGUACAGACCUAACCAGUCAAAUACAUGUAUGCUGAUGUUUCCCAGUUAAAAGUCUAAUGCUAGCAAGAAUCUCAUUAUCGGCUGGUCCUUUUCUUUUUCUUCUUUUUGUCCACU